Messenger RNA from Ylistrum balloti, 1403 nucleotides. Its product is annotated as potassium voltage-gated channel protein egl-36-like. Gene Ontology annotation, molecular function: voltage-gated potassium channel activity; protein binding. Gene Ontology annotation, biological process: potassium ion transmembrane transport; protein homooligomerization. The coding region runs from base 1 to 1383 and encodes 460 amino acids. The transcript is spliced from 2 exons. The record is from RefSeq and is a predicted model, not a curated record. Gene Ontology annotation, cellular component: voltage-gated potassium channel complex; membrane. NCBI's taxonomy places the organism in Eukaryota, Metazoa, Mollusca, Bivalvia, Pectinida, Pectinidae.
AUGUCGACAGCUAACAACUUAAAAGUAAAAGUUAAACUUAACAUCAGGGGUGUUCGAUUUGAAACGAGAAGUUCUACUUUAGGUUUCUAUCCUAACUCUUUAUUGGCAUGUCUUGAUCAUAGUUCAGAUUAUUGGGACGAAGAAAAUGGUGAAUAUUUUUUUGAAAGGGACCCGGAUAUUUUUAAUUCAAUACUGAAUUUAUACACAAUACAUGAGCUUCAUGUGCCGAAGAAUAUUUGUGGUGCAGUUUUCCGGAAAGAAAUGGAGUUCUGGAAAAUCCCUGUGUCUUGUAUUUCUGAAUGUUGCUGGAAGGCUUACUACGAAAUCGACGAUACAACUGAUGUAAUGGAAAAUCUACGAAAGGCAAACAACGUAAACGGACUGAGAGGAAAAGAGGAUGACAAUGACGGCAUUAAUCGGGAUAGUAUCCGGUACAAGAUAUGGAUAGCCUUGGACAACCCAAAGUCUUCUAAAGCCGCAUUGAUCUGGAACUCAGUCUACAUAUUGGUGGUCAGUAUCAGUACUCUUGUUUUCUUCAUGGCGUCCAUGGCCGAAUACAGAAGUGACCUCUACUUGUCUAUCCUGCGUCCGGAACACGUCAACUACAGUAUACCAUCCGAGAAGCUCCGAAUCUACUACAUGAAGGAUAUGGACCCAAGUUUGUUCGUGGUGGAGUUCAUGUGUAUGCUGAUUUUCACAGCAGAACUCGUUCUAAGUUUCGUGUUAUGUCCCUGUCGUAAACAGUACAUGUGCAGUCCUAUGAAGACAAUAUCCUUAGUUCUCGUCCUUAGUAUGUGGUUAACAUUCGCAUUUGAGUUUUACAAAGGUGAUAUGAUUGAAUCUCAAAGCACAGCCAUAUUUUUCAUGAUUGUCCGAUUCUUCACAGUAUUACGGGUUCUCUUAUUUUUGCGACUACAAAAACAGUUCAGUGCUUUCCGCGUUUUAUUGUUUGCCAUACAAUCAAGCCUAAAGGAGUUGUUUCUGUUAUGUAUAACAUUCAGUGUAGCAACUGUCAUCUUUGCAUGUGCUAUAUUCUAUGCUGAGAUAUUUCAUGAUGGUACAUAUGACAAUCUCUUCAUCGCUAUGUGGUGGGCCAUCAUCACCAUGACUACGGUUGGUUACGGUGAUUUUUUUCCGACGACAGCCAUGGGUUACGUCGUUGGCGUGUUGUGUGCAGUGAGUGGACUGCUAUUAUUGGCAAUGCCUGUUGCAAUCAUUGCUUCUAAUUUCGCAGAUUAUUAUACACAUAAUAAAAAUAGAAUCCGCUAUUUAAAUUCAGUUCGAGAAGAAAAGAAAUUUGUAACGGACGAGAAAAAUAAAUACAGUAGGAAUAUUAGUAUCAGACCAGCGAUGUUAAAUGACGACAAAGAACAAAGAGAAUGAGAAACAAUUUUGGUUUCUCC